AUGAUGGAAAAUGAGCAUGAUAUAAAUGGUACUGCCUCCAGUGAUCAGAAGGACGGCGAAGACCAUGACUGUACCACCACCUCCACCACCACCUCCAUCAUCAAUACAUCAAUACAUUUACUUAAAGAAGAAGCAGAUUUAAUUAAUCGUAUACGAGAUAUUCUUCAUUUGGAUGAGGAAAUUCAACAAUCAUCCGUCACCGAUCGUUUAUCGCCCCAAAAGCACCAUAAUGAUCGAAGAUUUAGUAUUAACAACAUAACUUUAUCAGCAGCCACAUUAGAAUUUAAAAUUGAACGAGUAAAACAAAAAUUCGCUGCGGGAAGUAUGGAAGAAGCAUUUUAUGAAUGUUGGAAAAUACCAUCCGAACAAAGAACAUUGGAAAUUUGGAAAUUAGGCGCUGAAUCUAGUAAAAAACUUAGUUGUUUUGCAGUUGCUGAAAGAUGGUUUUCCGAAGCGAUUAAUGCUUGUCGUUCUCAUAAUACUGAUUUGAAUAUCAAACUUGAACAAGCACGUAUCGCACGAUUUUAUUCUACCUAUUUAUUACGUUAUCCAAUGAUUGAUAUAAGAGUUGAUAGCCGGGGCAAGGGGAUUUAUGCUAAACGAGUUAUUUCAACUGGUGAAGAUAUAUUCACCGAUAUUCCAAUUGUUCAUUCACAAACCGUGGAUACAUUAACAAUAUCACCAGCUUGUGCAACAUGUACAACAUCGUUAUUGACACCAUCGCUCUAUUUUGAAACAUCUUGGUUACAAAUGUCCGAUAAACUACGUAAACAAAUUGAAGAUAAUUGGCCGAAAAUGACUAUUGUUCCUUGUACAGGAUGCCAUUAUGAAAUUUAUUGUUCAGAAGAAUGUCGUUUAAAAGCUUGGGUGUCAUAUCAUCGUAUUUUAUGUCCGUCAAACAAUUCAGCAACCGUAGAAUUAUAUCAGUUUUGUGCUAAUAGACAGAUAAUUGUUCGUGAAACAUGGAAUAGUAUAUUUUCCCCAAUGAUUAUCGCCAAACUAUGGGCAAUGAUUAUAAUUGAUACGGUUGAUCAUCUCGUCAAUGACAACACAUCCUCCUCAUCGAUUAUAAAUAGCAUCGAAACGUCAACAGCUAUUGAACGAGCAAAAGAAAAGUUUUCUGACUUUAUUUCUACAGGUGACGAGACUUAUGUUUACACCAUCCCUCGUAUGUUACGAAUAAUGCAAAAUAUAUUCGAUCAUUCAUCGUUACCAUUUCGUUAUGAAGUUGAUGAAAAAGAAUUUACCUAUCGUUUUUAUCAAAUUGCAUGCAAUGCUCAAAGUUUUUCAUCACCUACAUAUGCUGCAAUGAUUUAUUCUCAUUUUUUAUUUAAUAUACGUAAUGAUCGUAAUCUAUGUCAAAUUCUACAAAAAUAUUCACACGGUGAACCGAGAGAUCAAGUAUUUGGUGGUCUAUUUUUAUUGCAAUCAUGUUUGAAUCAUUCAUGUGAUAAUAGUGUCGAAAUAAUGGAUUGUCAAGUAACGCCUGAACAAGCAGGUAUCAAAGUAAGAUGUAAACAUCAAUUAAAACCGGGUGAUGAAUUAACGAUUAAUUAUGUUGAUUUGGGAUUGGGUAGACGUGCAAGACGAGCAAUGCUAAAACGUGCCUAUAAUUUUUGGUGUGAAUGUAUUCGAUGUCGAUUUGAAGGUGACGAUUGCAAUUCGUGUACAGAAUGUCGAAAAUAUUCAGAAAAUAAUAGAAAAUCAUUUCCAGCAUGUAGUCGAUGUCGAGCAGCAUGGUAUUGUUCAGCCGAUUGUCAAAAACGAGCAUGGAAACGUGGACAUAAAAUUAUUUGUAGAGAUUGGACAAAAGAACGUAGUUCAUCGUCAGCAAAUUAG
Molecule: messenger RNA, 1839 nt
Organism: Didymodactylos carnosus
Lineage: Eukaryota; Metazoa; Rotifera; Eurotatoria; Philodinida; Philodinidae
Source: the annotation of a GenBank genome assembly